UUUUCUUUUCCGAACUGGUGGAAGCGUCCAUGAUGUGACUGUGGCGAUGAGAUCUCGGCGUUGGAUACGUUGCUCGCUAUGGUUUAUCAAGCUGUAAUCUCGCAUUUUAACACAGCUUGCUUGUGACUGUCGUGCAGCUGUGCAUUGUGGAUCACCUAAACCAUGGAAGUGUUGCAGGACGGUGACCCGAACUUCCGAGCUGACAACAUGUUCUCGCAGGAGGACUACAAUUUCAUAUUUAAAGAGCUGAGCGAGGAUGGCAUAUAUGAAGCCCUCCUACAGGACUUGAGUCCGACCGACAGCCUGAGCUUCUUUGACAAGCACCUGCCGUUGGACUCAAUCAGUCUGCCAGACUCUAUGAGCCUGCCAGACUCUAUGAGCCUGCCAGAUGUAGACGACAUCAAUAUCAAGAUGGAGCCAUCCUCUCCAGGCUCUUCCACGCAGUCGUCUUGCAGUUUUCCUGAUCCUGAUUUAUUUCUAAAUGACGUAAGCACAGUCGAACAAGCAUAUGCUAAUGACGGAGCGGCGUCUGGUGGUGAGGGGUCAGUACCUGAGACACCACCGGACACGCCUCCAAACGAGGCUGGCUUCAGCACACCUCCCCACCACUUCCUAGACAGUCCAGCGGUCACUGUUACCGUGACAACAGAGCCGCACGAAAUGGUCACAUCAAGUGCAGUGCCUUUCACGCCAGUAUCGCUCACCCCACCAUUGGUGUCUACAGUCGUCAACGGUGGAACUGGCACCACACAGGGCACGGUUGUGGAUGCCGGAGGGACACAGACGCUGAUGCUCACCGCUGAGGAGUUUGCCCAGCUGACUUCUAGAGGAGUGCUCACGCUCAAGACCUCUCCCGUGGCUCCAAAGCCCGCUCCUGCUGUUGUCCCCGCAGCUACAUCCCUUCCUGUUAUAAGGGGGGCUAGGGUGCCUGUAGUAAAGGCAACUAUUAAGACAGAACCCAUCACCGCUCCUAAGGCUCACAAGAUCCUCUUGGGUAGUGCCAACGCCCUGUUUCAACAUGCUGACAACAAAGCAUUAAAAAGGCAACAAAGGAUGAUAAAAAACAGGGAGUCUGCCUGCUUAUCUAGACGGAAGAGGAAAGAAUAUGUACAGAAACUAGAACUCCAAGUUCGGGACCUAAACAACCAGAACUCUAGGUUGAGAGAAGAAAACAUGCGACUUAGGCAUCGAGUAGCUCAACUUGAGGGAGAGUCCCUAGCACAGAAAAAAGUACCUGUAUCCGGAGCGCUGAAGAAAACAACAGCUCUUUUGGCUGUGGUGUUCAUGUUGUCUCUCAAUAUAGCACCCAUAAGUGUUAUGCUGUCAGGAGGAGGACAAAACGCUGCAGGAGGAGUCGCGUUACCAUUACAACAACACCGCAUGGGACGGUCGCUUUUGUGGUCACAGUCAGACAUGCCGUCAGAUGACAGCCCAUAUGGACCUGACAUUCCUUCAGACUCGGACCUAGCUGCCUCAGCUAGUGAGUUCCUCGAUGGCUUGCACGGGCCUCAUGUAAAUGCAUCAUCAAAAUGUCCAACUUACAUUAACCAAACUGAGUCUCGCAGGCUCGAAACAGAGCUCCGCGGGUUUGUUCUUCGUGUUGAAACAGAAAGCUUGAGGCGGAAACAGCAACGAAAAGUGAGGUUACCGAGGCCUGCAAAGCCAUCGUCACUAAAGCCCAAGCUUUGGGCAUGGGCAUACAGGACUGUCUAUGCAACAGACUGGCAUGCCCAUAGGGGCCAAAACUUCCUACAGCUUUACAAAGCGUCACAUCGUAAUUAUGAAGAGUUCUACCAGGCGAUUGACAGGAGGGAUGAUACUUUCUACUUCGUCUCCUUCUCUGGGGAUCACCUCCUCCUCUCUGCUGCACCUCAGAAUCGUACCAGCAGGCCUAAAAUGUCACUCGUGAUGCCUGCUAUGAUGCUCAAUGAAUCAGUGGGCCAUUCUAAGGACCACGUAACCUUAAUGCAAAUAGACUGUGAAGUGACAAACACUAAGAUGGUGUACGUGAAAGAGUCUGUGAUACCACCCCAUCUAAGAGAGCCACCUGAAAAUCGGACACAAGGUGCCGAUGCCCCACCCAGCAACACCUCCGAAAGCAAUGUUGGUCCAGCAGAUGCGAGUACCCUUAUCAAGGUACCCCCAAGAGCUCUACGACGACGGAGUGCUAGACCACCUCGAGGCGGUGGACAGUGACGACGUGUGUGUAGACGCGGCUGCGCAUUCUGUGGCACGUGUAAGUUAUUCAAGGGUCACCGUGCGGACCUACGCACCUUCAGGUGAAAACUACAGUGCAAAGCAUGAUUUGGUGCAAUGGAGAAGUGUUCUGGUUGCCGUGCAACUGAUCUCAAACAAAGAAGCGCUGUGCGUGGAACAAUAUUGUGCAACUAUUUGAGUGUUCUUGCAAUUUGUUUUUACUGUUUUCUACAUUUCUGACGUGCAAAGUCUUGUGAUUGACUCAUUUCUCCAAUCGACUAACCUUGUGUUUGCUGACCAACAGCGAGGGAGGCUCCGCCUCCUGGAUUCGGGCCAAUAGGAGGA
Molecule: messenger RNA, 2541 nt
Organism: Ornithodoros turicata
Lineage: Eukaryota; Metazoa; Arthropoda; Arachnida; Ixodida; Argasidae
Gene: Atf6
Product: cyclic AMP-dependent transcription factor ATF-6 alpha-like
Exons: 13
Coding region: 163-2196 (677 amino acids)
Biological process (GO): endoplasmic reticulum unfolded protein response; regulation of transcription by RNA polymerase II
Cellular component (GO): nucleus
Molecular function (GO): DNA-binding transcription factor activity, RNA polymerase II-specific; RNA polymerase II cis-regulatory region sequence-specific DNA binding
Source: RefSeq, a predicted model, not a curated record